GUUAUUAGCUGCAUUCUCUUGCCUACAGAGGCUCGGACCUUUGCGGGGACAAUUGAAACAACUCCGGUCGAUGUUCAAGAAAGAAUGCAAAGCAACCCCGCAGUGCUACGGACACUUGCCCGAGAGUGACGCCAGACCAUUCCCUCUGAUACGUAUAUCACUUAUAAUUAUAAAUUAAUCCUGACUGCUGAACACCACCAUUUGAAGGAACACCGCAUUUAUCUGGACCCUGCUGAUCUUGUCCUGUCACAGCAAGAAAACCCCUGCACUAUCCAGGAAUUGUACAACUUUCAGCAGGAAGCCCAGCCUCGUCAAUCUUACAAUAUGGCCACAUUUCCAAAAUACCCAGACCUCCAUGGUAAAGUUGCCCUGAUCAUGGGAGCCGGCCAAACACAUGUACCGGGCUCGGAAGCAUGGGGCAAUGGGGCAGCAAUCGCUCGAUGCCUGGCCCUAAACGGCGUCCGGGUUUUCGGCUGCGAUGUGAAUCUCCAGGCGGCAGAGCGCACUGCUUCACGAAUCCAAGCCGAAGGCGGGAAAUGUGAUAUUGCCCAAGCCGAUGUGGCAUCUGAAAAGGACGUGAGGAGAGUGGUGGACACCGUGAUGGCGAAGCAUGGCCGAAUCGAUAUCUUGAUCAACAACGUGGGCGCCACAGUAGCCGGUGACCCGGCCAGCAUGUCCCCUGAUGUCUGGGACAAACAAAUUGACCUCAACCUGAAGACUGUCUACCUAGCGUGCCAUGUGGUGCUCCCAAUAAUGGAAAAGCAAGGAUCGGGUUGCGUGGUCAACAACGCCUCCAUUGCGGGCUUGAGAUAUAUUGGGAAGCCACAGGUCGCAUAUUCUGCCGCAAAGGCUGCGGUGAUCCAGUUUACGAAGGUCACAGCGGUCAUGUAUGCACCAAAAGGUGUUCGAUUGAACUCGGUAGUACCGGGUUUCAUCCACACGCCUUUGGUGGAUAAUUUCAAAUUCAGCGGGCAGCAAGAGGUUUAUGACAAGAUCACCCGGCAGCCCGUCCCUAUCGGGCGCAUGGGAGAUGCAUUCGAUAUCGCCAACUCUACAGUCUUUCUGGCUAGCGACGCGGCCAAAUACAUCACUGGACAAAUAUUAGUUGUGGAUGGUGGAUUUACAAGCUCCGCUGCGUCGCUAUAAUGCAUACCAACGUUUGCUGUCCUUCAUUGCCGUGCCGUGUUAGGUGUAGGGAAAAACCACAAAGCAGAAGCGAAGGCCUUCCGCUGAAAGUGACA
This is a messenger RNA of Aspergillus pseudonomiae, 1241 nucleotides long. Its product is annotated as SDR family NAD(P)-dependent oxidoreductase. The coding region runs from base 325 to 1146 and encodes 273 amino acids. Lineage: Eukaryota; Fungi; Ascomycota; Eurotiomycetes; Eurotiales; Aspergillaceae. The transcript has a single exon. The record is from RefSeq and is a predicted model, not a curated record. Gene Ontology annotation, molecular function: oxidoreductase activity, acting on the CH-OH group of donors, NAD or NADP as acceptor.